UAGUCUACACAUAAUGUCUAUAGCCUGGAGUUGCUUUGUUUUAGGGCUUUUUGCCCUCGCCUCCCUCCAGGUGGCACUCGCCAAUGAUUGCGCCCAAAAAACCUUCAAAACCGGAAUUGUGUGUGUCUGCAACAUAACUUAUUGCGAUGAGAUCCCAGAUAUCAACUUACUAUCCGGGCAGGCUGCCACAUUCACAACUUCCAAAUCCGGAGCCCGACUGCAUCGGGAUGUGGUUUAUGCGACAAAUAGUGACCCUUUAACCAGCAUGCACUUCACAAUUGACUCGUCAAAAACAUAUCAGACAAUCCAAGGAUUUGGCUCAACGUUUUCCGAUGCUUCUGGUGCGAAUUUGAAGAGCUUACCCGAUCAGAUGGCUGAUACAAUUCUGAGACAGUAUUUUUCGGAUUCUGGCCUGAACCUGCAAUUCGGACGGGUUCCAAUUGCCAGCAAUGACUUUUCAAGUCGUGUCUACACUUAUGACGAUAACCUUGAAGACUACAAUAUGGCACAUUUUAGCCUGCAAAGGGAAGACUAUCAGUGGAAGAUUCCGUAUAUGCAAAUGGCGCAGAAGUACAACCACGAUUUGAAGUUUUUCGCCGUGCCGUGGAGUGCGCCAGGCUGGCUAAAAACCACGAAUUCCACCAAAGGGUACGGUAUCCUACUAGGCACCAAUCAAGACACCUACCACAAAUCCUACGUCACUUAUAUCUUACAUUUCUUGGAAGAAUAUCAGAAAAAUGGGAUUCUCUUCUGGGGCUUGUCAACUCAAAAUGAGCCAACUAGCGGAAGUGAUAAGAAGACUAAAAUGCAAUCAAUGGGAUUCACGGCGGAAUUUCAAAGAGAUUUUAUUAAGCUUGACAUUGGACCAGCGCUGAAAUCUUCGAAUGCUGGAAAAAAUGUGAAAAUUCUGAUUUUGGACGAUAAUCGUGGAAACUUGCCAAAAUGGGCAGACACUGUUCUCAAUGACAAGGACGCAGCAAGUUACGUCUCCGGAAUCGCCGUACACUCUUACCAGGACGACGAAAGUGACAAACAUCUUACACAAACCCACAAUAACCACCCAGAUGUGUUCAUUUUUGGUACAGAGGCAAGCGAGGGGUCUAAAUCGAAGGAUGUGGAUUAUGGUAGCUUCGAUCGAGCAGAAGACUAUGUUUCGGACAUUUUAGAUGAUUUCAAUAAUUGGGUUACCGGAUGGACGGAGCGUAACCUGGUGCUAGAUGCUCAAGGUGGACCGUCCUGGGUUUCGGGAUUCGCGGAUGCUCCGGUCAUUGCGUUCCCCGCAUUGGCUCAAUUCUACAAGCAGCCCAUGUUUUAUGCAAUUGCACAUUUUAGUCAUUUUCUGAAGCCCGGAGCAGUUCGAAUCGACCAUUCACUGAACAUGCCAAACCCAGAAAUUGAACGAAGUGCAUUUUUGAAUCCGGAUGGCUCAAAAGUCGUGGUGCUCCAUAAUAAAAAUCCUUUGGCACCAUAUAGUUUAUCAAUUAAGGAUACUAUGAAGUCUACUGAUCAUUAUCAAGUUCAUUUAUCACCUAAAACAAUUGUUACGUUGUAUAUUCAAAAUUAGAAUAAAAUAUCAAUUUUUUAAAAU
Molecule: messenger RNA, 1588 nt
Organism: Caenorhabditis elegans
Lineage: Eukaryota; Metazoa; Nematoda; Chromadorea; Rhabditida; Rhabditidae
Gene: gba-2
Product: Putative glucosylceramidase 2
Exons: 10
Coding region: 14-1564 (516 amino acids)
Biological process (GO): regulation of protein metabolic process; regulation of TOR signaling; autophagy
Cellular component (GO): lysosomal membrane
Molecular function (GO): signaling receptor binding; hexosyltransferase activity; glucosylceramidase activity
Source: RefSeq, marked reviewed